Candidula unifasciata is the source of this 645-nucleotide messenger RNA. NCBI's taxonomy places the organism in Eukaryota, Metazoa, Mollusca, Gastropoda, Stylommatophora, Geomitridae. The record is from the annotation of a GenBank genome assembly.
AUGGCCACCCGAGGUGCUCAACAGCGACCCAAUGUAGCAACACAAGGCAAAAUCUGUCAGUUCAAGUUGGUACUGCUGGGCGAGUCAGCAGUGGGCAAGUCCAGUCUGGUUUUACGAUUUGUCAAGGGACAGUUUCAUGAGUACCAGGAGAGUACCAUUGGUGCUGCCUUCUUGACACAGACUGUCUGCCUUGAUGACACAACAGUGAAGUUUGAGAUCUGGGACACAGCGGGACAGGAACGCUACCACAGUCUGGCUCCCAUGUACUACAGGGGUGCCCAGGCAGCCAUUGUUGUAUAUGACAUCACAAAUACAGACACAUUUGGAAGAGCAAAAACAUGGGUGAAGGAGCUGCAGCGUCAAGCCAGUCCGAACAUUGUGAUAGCGUUGGCUGGCAACAAAGCAGACCUGGCCAACAAGAGAAUGGUGGAGUUUGAUGAGGCCCAGGCCUACGCAGAAGAGAAUAGCCUCCUAUUUAUGGAAACCUCAGCUAAAACAGCCAUGAAUGUGAAUGAUAUAUUCCUUGCAAUAGCCAAGAAACUGCCCAAGAAUGAAACAUCAGGUACACCUCAACAAAGACAACAGGGAGUGCGACUAAGUAGUGAACAAGGGGCUCAGCAGUCAGAGGGUGGAUGCUGCAAGUAG